Thermothielavioides terrestris NRRL 8126 is the source of this 3681-nucleotide messenger RNA. RefSeq lists its product as uncharacterized. Gene Ontology annotation, biological process: regulation of transcription by RNA polymerase II. Gene Ontology annotation, molecular function: transcription coregulator activity. The record is from RefSeq and is a predicted model, not a curated record. Lineage: Eukaryota; Fungi; Ascomycota; Sordariomycetes; Sordariales; Chaetomiaceae. Gene Ontology annotation, cellular component: SAGA complex. The coding region runs from base 146 to 3523 and encodes 1125 amino acids. The transcript has 2 exons.
ACGAGGCGUCUGUUGCGAACUCGCCCCGGCCGAUGCCCGCCUAGGCACCGUAGGACCCCCGGAUGCAGGCUGGAAUUAGGUUGGAGGAAGACGGAAAACCAGUUCCUGACAUCACCGCCGGCUUGGGCGGUUGCUGGUCCCGUCAAUGGCGCCUACUGUCGUCGCCGCGCCGGCGACACCUGCCCACACUAAGAUAAAACGGCCUAUCCCCCCGGGCAUCCAGACGAACGGUGUCCCAUCCUCGCGCUCCUCGCCAUCGCCCUCCAUAUCCGCCAAGCGCGCUCCGCCUUCGGCUGUCCGCCAGCCAUCUAACCCGCCGACCGCGACGGGGCCCACUCCGACUUCAGCCCGUCCGCCCAAUCGCCCACGCCGAGAUGUCUCCGGACAGGCGCUGGGGAGAGGCCAAAGAAGCGCCGGCCUCAGGUCCGCCAGCAUCGCCCCCGAUCUCGCAUCAUCUCCGACAACCGAACCGCCGCCCUAUGUGGUCUCCGAUGCAUACAUCCUCCGAAAGUUCGCCGGGAACCCCCCGUCCCUCAUAGUCCACCUGCACCAAAACCAUUUCCGCUUCGAUCAGCAGGAGGGCAUGUUUCAAUACAAGUCCCCGAUGCGGCUAUUUUUGGAGCACCUGCGCUCCCGCACCGUCCCUCACGACAUGCUCGAGUACUUCACCCAAUGGGGUGUGCCCUUUUAUGACGGCUGUCUGAUCGUCCAGGUUCACGACCACAAAUCGGUCACCCAAUCUGACGAUUCUGCGAGGCCGUCGUCUGCCUCGAGCACGACGAUGCCCUUUUCCGUCCACAACUACAAUCAAUACAUCACUCCGUCGCCUUCUGUUCCCUAUCCGAAGGAGAACCUGGUUGCGGCCAAUGGUGUGCAUGGCCCGACCCCGGAGAAGACGGCCGAAGAGAAGGACAAGGAGAACAUGCCGGCUCCCGGAGCGCCUGCAGACGGUCAGAAGAGCAAAGGGACAGCCAAGCCGAGGAUAUACACCAUCGUGCUUCACCCUACGGAACAGAGCUUGCAGACGGAUCUUGCCAUUAAGGCUACCACUCCUCGCGGGGCCUCCGAUGCCGCUCCUCCAGCCACGCCGCACGCUGCGGUGCCGCCGACUCCGACUGCAGCGAGUAUGCCGCCGCCCGCAAAGAAGCAAAAGCGAGAACGCAUGGAGCUCGACGCUAGCAACAUCCAUGACGCCGAAGCCCAGAUCCGGCUAGCAACCACGGCGCCCCUGGACCUGGAGCCGACCAAGAAUGCCGAGGAGACCAUCGCAAAACUCGAGAAACUUGCGCACCCAGACCACUCGCAGAAGCCACCCCAGCCCAAGACGCGCAAGAGGACGGUCGCCGAGAUGGCCGCAGACGAGGCUUUGGCCGCCGGCCAGGAACGUUUCAUGCUCACCCUGGACGAGCGCCUGCUGGCGCAGGUGGUCAACGGACAGGCAGGCGGCACCGGCACAGAUGGGGAUGGUCCGAGUACGACUUCAGCAUGGGAGCCGAGGUUCGAGCGGUUCAAACUCAUCGCCGAGAUCAAGCGAGAUCAUGCCGAGAAGAAGGAGUUGGAAAAGCUCAAGCAGGCCGAGGCCGAGCGCAAGCUCCACUUGCAGAAGCAGCAGCAGCAACAGGAAGCUGCCAUGCUCCAGGCAAGACAAGCGCAGGCGCAGGCCGAGGCGGAGCGUCUGAGAAAAGAGCAGGCGCUUCGCGAACAGCAACGGCAGGAGGCUCAAAGACGGAUGCACGCGGUCCAGGCAGCUCAGGCUCAGGCCCAGGCUCAGGCGCAAGCUCAAGCUCAAGCACAGGCUCAGGCUCAGGCGCAAGCCCAGGCGCAGGCUCAGGCUCAGCAAGCGCAAGCGCAGGCACAAGCGCAGUCGCAAGCCCAGGCUCAGGCCCAGGCACAAGCACAGCAUGCCGCCAACGCGUCCGCCAGGGGCACUCCCCACACGCACCCACCGCAUCUCAGUCCCCUGCCGGCCGGGAUGACGGGUGGGAUUCCGGUCAGCAUGGGCCAGGCACAAGCAAGGUUCCCACAGGUUUCGCAGCCGCAGGUCUCAUCCCCGAUCAUCCGGCAGAAUACCCCACAAACGGCGUCCUCCCCCAUGGGCAUGGCGGGAGUGGCCAUGCAGCACUCCAACUCGAACCUUGGGCAGGCAGGAAGCCCGCCGAGGCCGCCGUCGGUUGUCCAGAACCAUCCCAUGGGCGUGCCCAUGGCUCCCACCAUGUCGGCGCGCGGAAGUCAACAGAGCCACGCGGGGGCCACGCCGAGGAUGCACUCGGCGACUCCAAAUAUGGCGCACGCAACUCCCAUUUCUCGGCCUCAGGCUAUGCCGACGCCGCGGAUGACGCAGGCCAGCGCGUCGCCCGGCAUGAUGGCUACGGCGCAACAGCUGGGCCAGGCCAUGCUGAUGAAUCCGCAAGGAAUCGUGGCCCAGAUGCCGAACGUCGGGCUCAAUGCAGCUCAAAUCGCACAGCAACAGCGGAUAUUGCAGCAACAACAGCAAAUGAUGCAGAUGCAACAGAACGAGAUGGUCAACGGGGGCAUGCCGGCCAACAUGGCCCACUUCCAACAGCAACAACGAAUGAUGCAGCAACCGCAGUUGUUGAUGCAACAACAGCAGCAACAACAACAGCAGCAGCAGCAGCGGAUGAGCCAAAUGAUGAACCAGGCGCCAUCGCUUGCCGACGUGUCGGCGGAAUACGCGAAUGCGGUCCACGCUAUGCAGCGGAUGGGACAACUCAACCCGGCGCAAUUACAAGCGUUGCAGGCAAAGCAGCGGCAGCUCGUGGCCGCGCAGCUCCAAGCCCAAGGGCGGAACCCAAACAUGGCGGGCAUGAAUGGUUUGGCGCCAAACCCGCUAGCCGGCCUGACACCUCAACUGCUGGCUUCGUUGACGCCGGCGCAACAACUAGCGGCCAUGCAGCAUUUCCAAGUCGCUCAACAGCAGCAACAACAGCAGCAUCAUCAACAGCAGCUCCAGCAACAACAAGCCGCCGCGGCGGCCGCGGCCGCCCAGCGCCCGCAGCACGCGCAACUGCAAAUGCAGCAGGCGCAGCAGAUGCAGCAACAAGCGCGGCAGCCGCAGCUCUCGCAGGCGCAACUGAUGCUGCUGAACAACCCGGCGGUGCAGGCGCAGAUUCGCAACCAGGCGACGGCGCUGAUGGACAAGCAGCUGCCGCAGCUCCAGCAGCACUUCCCCGCCGGCGUCCCCAUCCCCGAGGACAAGCUCGCCGAGUUCCGGCGCAAAUGCUUACAGCAGGCGCGCGCCAGCGUCAUCAUGGCCAUCCAACAGGGGCGGCUGAACCUCGGCGGCGGGCCGCCGCCGCAGCAGCAGCAGCAGCAACAGCAGCAACAACAACAGCAGCAGCAGCUUGCCGCCCAGCAGGCGCACCAACAGCAGCAGGCGCAACAGCAGCAACAGCAGCAGCAGCAGCAGGCGGCGGCUGUGGCAGCGAUGCAGCAGCAGAUGGCGGCUGCCGGCGCCGGCGGUGCCGGCGGGGUGGGCGGCAUGAUGGGCGGGCCGGGCAUGUAGAGCAGCUGCUCCGGCGGCGCCGUGUCUGGGAGCUGCUUGUCCUCCUCUUUCCCCUCCUCCUGCUCCUUCUCCUCCCCCCCCUCGUCGUCGUUGGAGGAGCGCUCCGGCACCCCUGCGAGUUCUGCUGGCACGUCGGGGCUCACCUGUUGUUGUUGUUG